Messenger RNA from Punctularia strigosozonata HHB-11173 SS5, 297 nucleotides. RefSeq lists its product as uncharacterized. Bases 1 to 297 code for a protein of 98 amino acids. Lineage: Eukaryota; Fungi; Basidiomycota; Agaricomycetes; Corticiales; Punctulariaceae. The transcript has 2 exons. The record is from RefSeq and is a predicted model, not a curated record. Gene Ontology annotation, molecular function: heme binding; oxidoreductase activity, acting on paired donors, with incorporation or reduction of molecular oxygen; monooxygenase activity.
AUGACACGCCUUCUUCCACCCGGUCCCAGGGGUGUGCCUAUUAUCGGGAACCUUCUCAAUCUGCCGAAGGAAUAUGAGCGGGAGACGUUCACUCAGUGGGGUAGAGAGUUCGGUACGGUCUCCAAUAGCAACUUCACCAUGGUGAAAGCCCUCGGGACGAAUAUGCUGAUUAUUAAUCACUCGCGAGUGGUCGUCGACGUGUUCGGUGCGCUGCAUACCAACCGGUCACUGCGGAACCUUUCUGACUGUUUGUUACAGGAAAGAAAUCGAAUAUUGACAACGACCGCCCCUGGAUGA